UACGAGGGGGAGAAGGAGGGCGGCAUGCGGCACGGGAAGGGAAAGUGCCGGUACGCCAACGGGAACCAGUACAUCGGCGAGUGGGUCAACAACAAGCGUAACAACCGAGGAACAAUGUACUUUGCCUCCAGCGCCGUGUACGACGGGGAGUGGCUGGAAGGAGAGAGAAGCGGGCACGGAGUGAUGAAGUACUCGGACGGGUCGACGUACGAGGGCCAGUGGUUGCGAGACUUGAAGCACGGGUACGGUUGCUAUCGGUUUGCGAGCAAGGCCAGCUACACCGGGCAGUGGUUUGAGGGGAGGAUGCACGGGCAGGGAACGUACGAGUUCGCGGACGGCCAGAAGUUCCAUGGAGAGUUCAACAGGAACCUCAAGAGCGGGUACGGGACGCACGUGUACCGCAAUGGGGAUCAGUGGGGAGGGAUAUGGAUCGACGACGAGCCAAGCGGGUCCGGGUUGUACAUCUUCGCG
Molecule: messenger RNA, 471 nt
Organism: Guillardia theta CCMP2712
Lineage: Eukaryota; Cryptophyceae; Pyrenomonadales; Geminigeraceae
Exons: 1
Source: RefSeq, a predicted model, not a curated record